Molecule: messenger RNA, 10580 nt
Organism: Spirometra erinaceieuropaei
Lineage: Eukaryota; Metazoa; Platyhelminthes; Cestoda; Diphyllobothriidea; Diphyllobothriidae
Source: the annotation of a GenBank genome assembly
AUGAGCCGAGGAAAGAACCACAUAGGCAAGGAAACAAUUGAGGCCUGGCAUACGGAGAUCUCAUCGGGCCUGGAACUAGGUACGAAUUGAAACGUGUGACAUUAAGAGCAAUUAAUUACAUUGCAUCUUUUCCUACAAACGAGUUUAGUGAAUAGAGCGGGGAUGUGGGAGGGAAGGGAGAGGCGGCUGUAAGUAAGAGUGAGGGUUGGGUAGGGCCGAUUUGCAAGGGGGAAGGAGAGGAGACGGGCGCAGAAACAUGUAUACAGAUAAUCGAUCCUUGCCAUGGUAGACGCGGAGCGUGCCAGAGGUCCUUACGCGCGCACAGAACCAUCCUCUGUAGCCUGAUGGCAAUGCCUUCUGCUAUUGCUAGUUUGCGCUGACCUAGUCACUUGGGACAGUUAGGUGGGGCCUUGCAAAUCACACGGAAGACUUUGUUGAGAUCCACUCGAUGUCCAGAAUCAAACAUGUGUGUAAGCAUGCAGCCGUGUUUAUACUUAGCCUCACCUAUUCUCAGUCAUGCCAAGAGGUGUUCUCGUAUACUUACGGACUGGUGGCGCCCAAUAUAGCUUGUUCCACAGGAGCAAGUAAAUGAGUAAAUGCACGUGGAGGUGGUCUGGGCUAGCAGCCCAUCGUUACCUUCCCUCGUGAGGAUGGAGUUGGUGGAAAACAAUACUUGAACUCUUGUCGCUCGGAGGGUCGGUGAAACGGCUUUGUCAAGCUGCCCUCUCAGGAGUCCACUAGCCACGUCUACUUUAAAGGGGACAGUGAGGAACAGAUUUUUCAUUUCGGCCGUCGGUAUGAUGAGAUUUGUCGGUGAUUUAGCAGGAUUCCCGUUCUUGCGAAUCAGAUGCUAGAUUCUAAGAUGUUUGCUUAGGCUUUCUGCCGAACAUAUUUUUCUAGCCUGGCGGGUUUGUCUAAGGUAUUCGUUUUUGUUUGAAUGACAUACUGUUGAAGAAUAGGCAGCCCGCGAUGAUUUUUGGGAACGCCCUAAAAAGAAAUAAAGAUAAGAAUUCACUUGCCUGGAAAUAUAAUUUCAAUCUGAUAUUUCCAGUAUUGUUUUAAGAUAAGGAAGUGGUUGCAGUUUGCCAAUACAAGUAAAGAGGUGAGUUCCAGGAACUAGUUUAUAAGAAUAAGAAGCGAUCGCUGGAACAUGGGCACUAUUUGCCUGACGUUUCGUAUUCUUACUUGAGACAGUGGCAGGGUGACUCGUGCACAGGAAUUUUCAGUAUUUAUGGAAUGCAGUCGCUAUGCUACUGCAUACCUAUACUAAUUUACCACGCUACCCUUCAUCAAGAAUCGUAGCCCGCUGGUGCGCUAAUUGUUUGAUGGCCGGCAUGCAAGUUGUUAAUUACUGAAAUCUCAUCACCCCUGUUGGAUGCUGGCGUGAUGAUUGCUCGGCCAUUUGGAUCACCGACUUGCGCGCUCCCCCAGUGGUCAAUUAAUUUGGCCAGUCUAUGCCUCAACACGGAAUAUGGAUCGGGGAUGUCGUUGCACUUGUUGAUAGACUGAGGUCCCGUGAACCAUGACUCAAGCAACUCGCGGUUCACGCGAUAUCAUCUCUCGCAAUUAUUGUGGCCUCAUCAAUUUUUAAUGUGUGAUCGGGUCUCGUCGAAUGGGCCGCCACCUGAGAGUUGGCGUCAUUUCUCCGCACCGCUGCGGCGCACUCGGCAGUUCGCAUCCGGAGCAGUCUUCCAGUUUCUCCGACAUAGUUUCUUCUUCUUAUCAAUGUUAACAAAGUCAGUAAGCAACUAUGUUGGCCGAUGCUUUCUAGACAGCACGCACUUGGAACUCCGACAUUUGCAUCGCCGUUCGUAGAUGCCGUCUUGGAGAAGUACAGGUCCAUGGUCAUGCGUAGUUUUGGUGGGUGCUGAUAUGUAGCCCCGUUUAAAAGCACAAUUUAAGCAUGCAUAUGUUGAGGGACAUUAAAGCAUUUGGGCUCAAUGCGAGGUGACAACAUUAUUCAAUUCCAUUAAAGAUUAGUGUGUGCCUCUUCGGAAAUCAAAAUUUGCUGCUCCUUAUAUUUUAAUAACCACAAAGUUAAGGAUAAUGAAGUAAUUUAAAAGUCGUGGAGAGGAUUGCAAAUGGAAGCAUAAGGCAGGUUCAUCGGCUUUGCGAAUGUCUGUGCAAACAGUAAAUGUGAGGGAUAAUAUAAGUUAUUUGGCUGCUGGAACUGAAAAAAACUCAUUGGAAACAUACAAAACAAAAUAUUGCUUAGGGAUUUGGGAAAAAAUUUCAUUUCCCUGGAAAAAAAAAUAUCCGUAAAAAGUUAAAGGAAUAUAUUUCGGGUUGGAAAAUUUCAAGCAAUUCAAAAGUCAUUUUAAGCCUUAUGCAGUUAAACGUCAGUUAUAUAAUGGAUGUUUUCGUUCUCGUGAACAGCUGGCGAAGUGUGUUUUUAAGUGUCAACCUCAUCAAUCCCAAAUGUCGCGCUCAAUGUAUAAUUCAGAAGACGAACAUGAUAUCGAUGAAAGUGUUGUCUGCGUCUGGCCUGUUGCACUCUAAGCGAGCUGCCUCUGUAUCAUUUGUGGUACGUGACCUAUGAUACAGCGUUCGUAGUCGUCAGUCGCAAGCUGGCGGACGGACUGAAUGGGAUCUACUGACAUCCUAACCACAACAGUGAGGGUCACACGCCUACGUGAUAUGUUCUAAUUCUCUGAUAAACAAAAGAAUGCCCACAACACAUAUUUACCAGUAUCUGUUCAAGCGCCCAAUGAGUGCUGAAAGAAUUAACAUCGAAGUUGCUAUUACAAAAAGAUAAAUUUGGACGUUUUGACAGCAAACAGUUGUAAACGUUCUUUUCGGUUAUUAUGAAUUUUAAUUUAUCCGGCGUCACUUGUUAUUGCCGAAGAUUAUCAAGUCAGGCGCAUGUAGAAUUAUAAGUAAUGGGACUGUGAUACUGUUUUCUGAUACAUAAUUUUAUUUGACGCGUAUAACAUGUGCCCUUACAAACCCCCUUCACACCUUGUUGGUCAUAGCUUUCCAAAACAUGCCUGACUAAUGAUAAUUCGAUUUUGAUAAAGACAUUUAAGCCUCGCAUUAUAGAAAAUAGCGUACCAAUCGAGUUGUUGCAGUGAAAUGUCUGGGAAUGACUGACUCAUGCAAUCAAUGUUUGCAAUUUUGCGUUCCCCUCGCAGUCCUUCCUCUUCUCCGCAUGAUGUUUUAUCCCUAUCUCGCAGGCGCGCUCCUGGCACCCGGGAAAAUCCAAGAGUCUGUCUAUUAAAACAGGUCUUCCCACGUCCGACUACCACAAGUGAAGACUGCAUUGAGUGUUCUGAUCGCUGAUAUUGUAUGACAAAGUUCUACGACAGAAUUAUACGCCUUCGAGCAUUAUUACGAAGGAGACGGCCUGCGUGUAUUUCUCCGCUCCGGAAGCUGAAAUAAUAACUGCUUCGUUUUCCAACUUUCAACUUUAAAAGUGGAUGGAUAUUGUCGCCAAUAAAAAAUGCACCUCAAAACGCUACUAUUAAUAACUGAUUGAAAUUGGUUUCCGUCUUCCGCAAAGUUUAUAAUUUGUCGACAUUGCGUUUCACUUUUUGUAAUGAACUAGAGCAAAGUCUAAGGCAAAUAGCAUCCAUAUUCCAUCAUGAUAAAGAUCACUUAACGAAGGUGUUUAUCGAAUUCUUAAGUACUUCCUUCGGAACUUGACGCGUUAAAUAAUUAGGUGAAAUGCGCUAAUCAAAUUGCGUCAAGGUCAAAUAAAUAGUUCACGAAGUGUUUCGUCGUGGAACGGUUCGAAUCUGACGAAUCUGAUUUUCUUGCACGUUUGGAUAUAUGGUGAAAUAAAUUAGAAGAUUUUAAACGUCCACGGUUAGGCGUUCGUCAGCACCAUAAAGGAUGUAUUUGAUUAUAACGACAUCGACAGACUACCAACUCUUAACCUGUUUCCAUUUUCCUAGAGGCAACUACGCGGCAUAUGCAUAUGCUUCAGUCGGCCUUUCUGAAUACCAUUGCGUCGCGGAACUUGACAACUUUGUCAGCGUGAACCCGUCGCGAAAUCUCCAUGAAAGAGUCGUUUUGGUUACCUCUCGUCGUCCAUCAGUAUGAGGUGGCCGCUCCACGUAGUUGUCCCAGCUUAGCGUAUAUGCUGAGGAUUCUCGUCCACCCCAGUGCUUCCGUAUCUGGGAUCCGGUCCUGUCACAUCAGAUUUAGUAUUCUAUAAAGAUAACUGAGGUGCUUCAUGUACACCGUCAACGUCUCUGUUCCAUGCAGCAACAUCCGUAGGACGACGGCCUUGUACUCAGUUCCGUGCUGAGUUUAAGACCGUGACGAUUCAAAACAGUGCCUUGAUGACGAUCGAAUCCUUGACUGGCUUUAGAAAUUGGGAAUCGUCGAUUUAGGUGCUGUGGGAGAGGGUAAUGCGCGAAUAGGUGAAGUUGUCCACCACAUGCAGUUGGGUACAGUUAACGCUGACUUGCGGUUCAUUGAGGGCUGUGUUAGGUGACGGUUUGUGCAUGAUCACAGCCUUUUCAGUGUCGGUGAUCAGGCCGAAACUCUCGCAAUCGGCGGCCCAAAUGCAUAGAUGGGUUUAAAAAGAACGAGGCGUCUGGAAAACAGAGUACGCGAACACAUGCUUGCCUUGAAGAAGGAGACAAGAUCGCCGGGACAAGAGCUUUAUUAGCCUGACGUUUCGGAUUCCUACUCGAAUCCAUCAUCAGAGACACAAGAGCAGACACGGGUCUGCUCUUUUGCCUCCGAUGAUGGAUUCGAGUAGGAAUCCGAAACGUCAGGCUAAUAAAGCUCUUCAAGCUUCUUCAAGACGACUUCCUGGGACUCGGCUCUUCGCUUCUAUUGGCACAUGCCGGCCUGGCUGGCUGGGUUGGGGAGGGGGGAGUUUUGAUCGAUUUCAAGUACAAUUCGUGCAUACCUAAUUGAUACGAGCUACCAAGCCGGCGCUAAUGUGGUCUUUAAAGUUAUCUGCCCGAGGGCCAGAACACUAUUCUAAAGGCCUGUGUAAACUGGUGCCAGCCACAGCUGAAGCAGUGACCAUUCGAUUAGUGAACCCAUCGUUCUGUUGUCCGAUGAGGUUGACACAAGCAGUCUGUCAACCCGGGCGGACUCCAGGUGGUGGUCGCACGUCGGGCCGACACACUCAGAACGGUCACGCGCGCUUACAGCGCUUACGAUCUAAUCGUCACCCCUCUCUCCCUUCACCCCCCUCCUACCCAACUCCACCGGCCUCAACACGCCGACUCUGUCUUGCGGGCGGCGUGGGAACAUGUCGUCUGACCAGCCCUGCCCUGAGACGCAUUUAUAUCCUGUCUACAAUGUAAAAGGUCCUUACACAUGUACAUGUAUUGACUGGUGAUGAGUUACUGAAAACGUAUAUUUACCAAAGGACUUUACAAUCGCAAAGAUGGAAAUUGUCGCAGAAAUUUAUUUUGACUGAAAACUAGACAUUCAGAAAAUGGUCAUACUGGUGAAUAAAAGAGGCAAUCGCUGGAACAAGACGAUAUUCGUCUAAAGUUUCGAACUCGCCCUCCAGCCCAUGAUCAGAGACAAUAACCGAUACGGGUGAAUCGCGCAGAAAAGAAGUUUCAAUGUAUUACAUAUAGCUUACAUAGAGUGUUAUCUCUGUAAGCUAGCUUUGCUUGCGGUCAUGCACUAACGAUAAUUCGCUCGUUCGCUGGCAUGAAUCUGACUCGAUGGUGAUAUCUCCAUCGCCAUUAUUCAGCUUUAAUUCUAGAUGACCGUUUGGUCCAUUCUUGUGUGCAAAGCUACCGCAACGACGGGUUGGAAAGCAAUUUGACAAUGUCUGCUCGGUACUAUUCCGAGUUGCCUGUGAUGUUGUGCUGUAAUUGAAGACGACAUAUUCCAUAAUUGUACAAUUUCCCGACCUUUCAAUAUUCAGUAAAAAGUGGGUAUGACCAACGGUAUCAAGGAUAUGCCCUCUCUUAACGAUUCCGAUUCAUACUUCAAAUUGAGCAUGCACGCGAAAGGUUACAUACCGAAUUGCAUUGGUUGUACUCUUGUCGAGGGAUCUUGUGCGCUCUGACCGUCAAUUUACUCGCGCUUUCGCCUAUGCUAUUUCUUUCUGUCUGAAUGACAGUCCGCUGAAAAAUAAGUAACUUAGAAAACGUAUUAGCAGUCCGGAGAGAAAGAAAGUGAAUAGAAACGCCCAAAACAACGCACCCCUCGAGAAUUCACGGCAGUUUUUCGCUGCCAUAAAAAUUUACUUCUGAAACGUUUAACACUUGUGUUAAUCUAAGGAAUUUCUAACACAUAAAACACGUAGGCAAGCCGAAAAGCUCCAAAACUCCACAAUUGCCUUUAGAAAGUCUACAUUUGUUUCAAUUUUUAUUAGGAUCGUCUGGUAGAAGGAUAGAGGCAUUCGGGCAUGUAAUUUUGAUUUAUGCGAAAUUCAGUCCAGCUUGAAAGUGAAGAUCAGUCAUGAAGCAUAUUGAAUGGUAUUAAGGUCCAAUUGCUCAGUGCAGUUGAGCGCACUGCAUACAUGGACUAAUAGACAGCAAAAAUCUCUUACGAGACAACGAACGAUAAUCCUUCUUUCUCAUAACCACAUAGAGGAAUAUCCAACAAGGUUUGUUAUAGCCGCGGACACAGACACAAUACAGACCAAAACGAUUCGUUAUUGGCUGGGAGAGGUUAUGAGAAAGAAAUGCAAAUUCAAAAUGACCGCUACCAUAUAUGCUGAAAGCACGUUGGCAUAAUGGGUCCCCUUUCUUAAUAGGCAUAUGCAUUAUCAUUUUUCGUCAAAUAUUUCUACACGGCACAUAUGAUCAGUUUGAUCCCAUAAGACAUAAACAGGAUCUUGAAAAAAACAUUGCCUGUGACCAAAACGGACAUGUAAUCGCGCCAACAUGGUGGUCCAUGUGAAACUGACGUUCACAUUCUAGGCCACGCACAGUUGCGUACUUGAUUUAAUUUGAUUUGCGUAAUACAGGCAACCACACAAACCUACGGGGACCAUUCGGAUUGGCCAGAUAUAGCGAGCAAAACAGUCUGAAGUAAACCUAUUUAUAAAGGGAAAAUAGAUGACGCGGGCAUGAGCCAGUCAUUCAUAACAACUAUUUGAACCAGCGACUCGGGAUUUCUAAUGUGUGUAUAACAGCAUUACCUCUGCAAAGGUGAUAGGAACGAUAUGUUGACUUUUGCGGUGCCCAAGAGGUGGUCCCCAUGUGCUUAUUCUGCUCUGUACGGGAAACCAUCUAUGCCUGUGAAGAUUGGCGUCAGAAUUAUUUUAAAUAUGUGAGUCUUUUGCAUGCAGGCCCUGAUUAAGCGAUUGGGCCGAUAAACUGAAUUCCACGGCCGGAUUUACGGUGGUUUGUUUGAAUUAGGCGGGCACAUGCUGUCCUUUCGCUUCCUAGAGAGGAGAAAGCUUACGCGGAGGUUCCAAAUUAGGACGGUCUUUGCAGCCCACGUGUUAGUUACGUCCAAAAAUCUCGGUAUGCAAUGGUAGACACGCAGAAAACUUCUUCUAGGAGAGACGCUUAGAGCGCCUUUAAGGGCAAAACACCGCGCUUUCACAAUAAAUUGAGCUAAAUGUACAGUGAGUGACCGAUUUCAUGAAAUGUUGACCCACAUUCGGAAAUAUGUUUUUGAUUAGGAAGGAUCACUGAGGUACAGUUACAAGAUUGACUAUCAUGAGGCAUAAUCCUAUAAUGUUCCAGACUCGCCAGGAUGUCUGCUUUUGAAUACAUUUAUUUUUUGAUCUCCUGCAGAAACUGCGCUUGGUAAGAAAUGGCUAGUUAUGUAGCAUGCAUUUUUCACAGCCAUUUUUGAUGGUCUUGCAAAUGCAAUUGUAUUUUAUAGAAAACAUGCACAAAAUAUGCUUUCUUUAACUCCUUUGGUAGAAAAUCGAGUCGACUUCACAUUUGAUGCACGAAGAAGGAGUAUAUUUUGAUUUAAAAAAAGUUUCUCAUUAUGAGAUUUUAAGUCCGUGCAAUGUAUAUUCAUACAGCAUCGCACAUGUCCGUUUGCCCAUGUUCAUCAUAAAAUCUACAAUAUAGUCCGCAUCUCUCACAGUAUUUUGCGAACUGUGCAGAACAUCUUUUAAAUACAUGCAGCUUGACGACUGAAAUAUCUAAAUGCUAAUGCAACGGCUCGUCUCGCCCAAACUUUUUGGGUAAUUGGGAAACGCUUUAAGGAUCUAAAUAUACGCUUUCUUCGGGUAUGCAAUGUAAAGAAAAUGUUAUUUUUUACAAACCAAGCAAAACAAAGUAUACUUUGUGCAUGUCUUCUAUGAACUAUACUUGAACAAUCAAAAAUAAUUGUGAAAAAUCUAUGCUACAAAUGUUGUCAUUUUACACCGAUGACGGUUUCGGCAGGAGAUUGGAAAGAAAUGCAUUCAAAAGCUGACAUCCUGAUGUGGCCAAAACAUUGUAGGAUUAUGCCGCAUGAUAGCCAAUACUGUAACCGUUCUUCCUAAUCGAAAAUGUUUUUCCGAAUUUCGGUCAACAUUUCACGAGAUCGGCAAAUCAGGCAAGUUCGUCUGACUUUAUUUAGCCGAGUGAGCAUCAUGAAUGGCGUUGGUUGUUGGUCAGGUCUGUAAAAUGAUCCGUGACUAAGGUUUAAAUUUUACUAAAGUCCGCGUGCUACUUUCUGCAAAAGGACAAAUUCGCUUUUCACAUAGUUAAGUGCAGAUGAGAUUGUUAAUUAAACCUCGGUACCCAUCUACUUAUUCAGCAGUAUAAGGAAGUGACAUUGUGAUAUCCUGCAGAACGCGUUUAUGAGACGGAUGCCUCGAAGAAAACGACGCAUUUACAGAGAAAUGGAAAUAAAUAAUAAAUAGGUAACGAACAAUUUUGCUAUCUUGAAGCUGUCAGGUUUAAUUGCGCUACCAAAAUUUCCCUUACAGUUGCCAACGAAAUCAGCCAAUCAUCUUAAUUUUGAGGCGAUUAACCAACUAGAUACCAGUGUAAGCCAAAACUGGUCUAUAUAAACAGCAUAGGAUUGACCAAAAACAUACUGGAUCCGUGAGUCUUUUCCGAUAUGCCGAUGCUUCCGCGGUUUAUCAUGCUUCAGACAUUUAUGCUGCAGGUCAUUGUCGCUUUUGGCAAGUUUUGCGAUCACUUUGCGAUUCCUCUGAGAUUUAAUCAUAUUGUAAAUUUUGGUUGAAGCUGAAUGAACAUCUGUAACUCCGUCCAAGAAACUGUCUGAAACAUUUUCGGUUCAUGAUAAGCCUACGAUAAAUCUAAAUAAUCCGGCCUUUUUGAUUGUCAACAUUUCGGUGUGGUUUAAUCACCCUUACUUUUAGCACAAGAGGACGAAUCACCAUCCUAUGAUCUGUGCAAAAUGGACAAUAAAGAAUGCAGACUUUUGGAGUACAGAGCGGAAGAUACAACCAAGGGCAAAGGCUGUCGUGACGCGUGUGGAAAGCAACGAGGUUUGCACUAUCUAACUGCCUUUUCUUCUACUUUGACUCCAAAUAAGGCUGCUUAUUCUUUAAUUAUUCAAAAGACUCCUGUUCAACGUCGUUGAUAUUGCGAGUGACAAAGUCCUCCUUGUCCUUAGGGGAUCUAAGCGAGAAGAUGACAGUAUACUUCUGCGAAGAACGUCACAAGCCUUGCAAGCCAUACGAAGUUUACGGACGAAAAGGGUACGCGAAGAACUUUGAGAGACACGCCAUGUGUUUCCAAACAUGUCACUUUGUCGGGAAAGGUAAACUGGCUCCUUUUUUCCUUCAGUCCUUCGUGUGGUUUCCUCCUGCUACCCUUCCACGCCUUCUUCAGCGUUGCUGAGGAUGCCUCUGCAUAAGCUGCACCUUUUAAUCUAAAUAAGGGACAGUCAGUACUUGUAUGCAAAUGCUUUUUUUGAUUUUUAGUUGAACACAGCUCUGACGAUCACUUCGAAAUGUGUUCGGAAAACAUGGAUAAAUGUAUUGAUAUAAAGCGGAUAAAUGGGACCUUUGAUGUUUUCAGUAAAUGCGCCUUUAAAUGCGAUGGUUGGCCAAAACGUAAGUUAAUAUAAUUUCAGUGAAGAUUUCCACGGCAAGUCACACACAACGCCUUGUCGUUGUUACAGACGGUUUUUUUGCUUUAAGUGAAAAACACUUUGGAGGACUCGGCAGUCUUCUGUCCCAACGAAGGCGCUUGUGCAACCGCGAAAUACUUCAGACGUCCAAAAGCUAGAAAUGCGUUCGCUGGUCUGAAAAAAUGCCUCAAAAACUGCAUGGCAGGUGAUAUCAGAUAUUCAGUUUUAAAAAGCACACUAUAUAUAAUGGCUUCGUGUGGAACUGGAAUGAUGCACAUUAUUGAACGGCAAUCCUUACAGAAUGAUAAACAAUUGUGUAACUCGUAUAGAAUACCCGUAUUUAUUAGCUUCGCGAAAUUCAGAUUAUAACAUUGAUUACUUUGGAUUGUAGGGAGACAAAACAUACUGACGUGUGUUCAAGUAUUAAACCUCUACAGAAAGCUGUGCCUUAAUCGAGUAUUCACUCGUUCAUACACACAUAUUUCGUAGAUAUAUGUGGAAUAUAUCAUACUCAUCGCUCCAUAAUAUGCGCAGUACAUGUCUUCAAAUGUUGCCUGAAUGUUUUGGUAGCAUUCCCUUUACACUGUUAAUGACCGUGAAAUUUACAUGUAUAUCCACCAAAUAGCUAAUGCAAUAUUUUUUUCAUUCUAGAAUAA